GACCUUCCUCUGCCCCCGCUGCCGCUUGGCGUUCAGAUCCCGACCGUUGCUGCGGGUGCACAUGGAGAAGCUGUGCCUCGGGCCCACUGCACCCAGCAGCUCCUGCCUCCAUGGGGGGGAUCCUCUGCCUGUGGAGGGAGCACAGGGCACGGCAAGGAAAACACAGGACAUGUCGGUCGGAGCAUCCCAAAAUACGGACAACGCUGAGCCAUGCCCUCACUUUGUGCCUCGUGGGGUCCCACCAGCUGUGCUGGGACAGCAGGGACCAGGGCGGGCACGGGAAGCUCCCCUGGGGGAUGUGCUGACCCCCCGUGAGAGGGCCCUGCUCCGCACGGCCAACCCCCCGUCUAGGAGGCUGCCAGUGGAGGUACGGUGAAUCCCGAAUGCCAGGGCGGGCAUCAGCAGCCCCAGGGCUGGGGGCCAGCCCCUCCUUCCCGGUGAACGCCGUGUGCCGCAGGGAGAGCCCUCCCGGCAGCCGCUCCCACUGCAGGGACAGCGGCAGCCGCCGCAGGAGCUGCUGGAAGCCCACGAACGCCAGGUGGCCGAGAUCCGGGCCAGGACCCGGCAGCUGGAGCGGCAGAGAGAGGGGCUGUGCCGGCGGCUGGCGACACUGGGGGCCAGGGCUGAGCAGGGGGAGCCCGAGCCGAGCCAAGGCCCGCGGGACCAGGCUGGACAGGUCCGAACAGCACCCCACAGGGCUACCCUCCACCUCGACACCCUCCUGCCACCCGCAGGGCCGCUCACAGCUGAGGCCAGGGCACUGCGAGUGUCCUACCUGCGCCGGGGGACGAGACCCGACCAUCCUGGACCAGCUUCUCCACCUCCAGCUCGAGGCCACGGUGCUGGAGAAAGGAACGGCGAGGCUGCACAGGGGCAGGCAGAUGGAGACCCCCGGCACUGGCACUCACGGUCUGGAUGCAGCGCUGCUGGCUGUGGAGCUGGAGAAUCGGCGUCUGGAAGACGAACUGUUGGCCCUGAAGGAGCCCCCCGGGCCAACAGUGGGGCCUGGCAGACCCACAGCCCAUGUGCCCCCCAGACUGCCCCUCACCCCCUUUGUGACCCUGGAGGACCCUCCUCCUGCUCAGGAGCCCCCAGCACAAGACAGGGCUCCCCAAAGGUGA
Messenger RNA from Camarhynchus parvulus, 1121 nucleotides. It is a transcript of the gene CCDC17, whose product is annotated as coiled-coil domain containing 17. The coding region runs from base 384 to 1121 and encodes 245 amino acids. Lineage: Eukaryota; Metazoa; Chordata; Aves; Passeriformes; Thraupidae. The transcript has 7 exons. The record is from RefSeq and is a predicted model, not a curated record.